AUGCCUUCGCCUCUCCUGCUUCAUUUUUGGGGCAUUCUGCUCUCCUGCGAAAAUCCCUUCAAAGGUAGCGGUUUCUCAUUCGAUGGCCUCCUACCCCGUUCCUGUCGCUCUUUCCCUUCAAGCCGCAGCGUGACGUACGCCAUCCAUAGAUGCCUGGGUGAUAUCUUCUCCAACACACUUUUCUUCUUCCCCACUCUCCUCUUACACGACAUUAUUACCGGUCUCCAGUUUUACUUUCGCUCGGAGCUAUCUUACGCUAUUAUCAUCCCGGUUAUCACUCUUUCCCGUGAGGAUGUUGAGAUGAGUAUGAGUGGCUUACGAAACCUGUGGUAUGAGAUUGUGGCUAAUGAUCAGCAUGUUGCUUCUACCACAGAUAACUCAAUGGAAAACUUGAGAGAUAUCGACGCAGCUACAUUGGUAGAGCAACACCCCAUGGCAUUAGCAGUGAGAGAAGUCCGUAUCGGCCCACGCCGCAACCUAGAUCUUUCCACAAUUCCAGGGCGCCUGGGUAACACUGAGGAUAACGGCCCUGAGAUUGGAGUGGCAGCAGCGGUCAUGAUUGAAAAGGUGGAAAGUCCGAAUUGGGGCGAUCCGAAACGUCCGCAGGGAAAUUUGACGUUGGUCAGGGAUGAGGAGUCCGACGUUUUGAGAACGAAGGCUGAGUUGCGAGAUCCAGGACUGCAUCCUCUAGAGAGGCCAGUUCCAGCUCCGCCGAUGGUCAGGAAUGACACUUCGGACACUCUGCAAGCGAAAGAUGAAGCGCGAAAGCCGGGGCAGAAUUCAUUGAACAGACCGGUUCCAGUUUCACUGGUAGAAAUAGCAUAUCUUCCAUCUUCCCGUAAGCCAAUAAUCCCUUGUAUCUCAGCUUUGAACCCUCAGUAUGCUAAUCGGAAAAGUCGGCAAACACCAGUCCUGAAAGGGGACUACAAUAGGUACUCUGACGUGAGUGCUUCCCCAGCAACGUCCGAGAGUUUACGAGUCCAUAAUCCAAAACACCCUAUAUCUCCGUAUGACUUGUCCUUCGUUUAUGACGUCAACGAGGCGAAGGCAUCCAGCAGUACGAAUUCACCGAAGCCCCCAAGUCAAGUCCAACUCCCUUGGGAUAGCCUUCCUGCGCACAGUCAAACGAUCCCACAUCCCAAAGGCGAUCCAGUCAAAAUCAAAGAACUGCAGGAGAAACGAGCUGCCGAACAAGCUGAAGCCAGGGCCCGAGAAGCCGCCAACGCCAAUAACGCCGCAAACAAGCCUAACGGUAUCGACGAGUGGUCGGAAUGGAAUCAAGAAAGGUGCUGGCCUCCGUGGUGCUGCUGUGGUAGCGAAAGAGAUUGGAAAGAGUUCAGCGAAGAGUAUAACACUUGUGCAUCUUUGACUUCCUGUCUCGGGAUCCCGUUUCAAUGGUGUUGCUUGUCUAUCUUAUGGUUGCCGAAAAAUCUCUGGAUACGUUACCUACAGAAGCGGAAGAGGCGACAAGAGGAGCGCCAACACAUGGCUGACCAGUCUCGGGGGGCCGACAGUCAACAGGCUUCGAUGGUGGGGACUCAGGGAACUAGUGUACGGAGUCAAGACGGAGGAGAGCCACCUCAGGGCAUCAGUUCACAACAAACUCCCAUUGUGGGAACUCAAAUUAUCGGGUUCCAGAGUCGAGGGCGACCCCAAUAUGAUGGACAACAAUCUCCCCAGCACACCGAUCCACAACAACUUUCGAAUGGGGGAACUCAUAGUGUCGACAUACAGAUUCCACAGUCACCCCAAAGUGCAGAGCAACAUCUUCCUCUAUCAACAGGUACACAACCCCAGCACGCCGACCCACAGCAAACUUCCGCGGGGACUCAAGGAGUCGAUCAACAAAUUCAAGCGCGGUCCAACGUAGCGGCUCUUAGAGGCGGUGGUCCGGAAUGUUUGGGUAUUCGUACAUGGCAUAGGUCUCACAGGCAGAAUAGGACCCAAGCCAGGGUGAAGACGCAGCCUGAUACGGGAAUUCAAAGUACUGGAACGAAGAUUCAAGAGGCCUGGGGGAACAACCGGGGCUUUGAUAUCCAGCAUAUCAGCCCUACAACUGAACCGGCCUUAGAAUCAAGGAUUAUUUUCCCGUAUCCUAGCGCAAUCAACCAAAACAAUCAACUUCAACCUCUAAGCCCCAGAACUAGUCUUCCACACCUUGGACAAAAGCCAUCUCACAACAGCAAAAUGAGAACGUUUGAAUGGGUAAAGGUUCAAAAGGAUACAAUUACGAAGGCGCGGCUUGAGGUGAUGCCUCGAAGCACUGCGGCGAAGAGAGCCAAUGGUGCAAAUAACCGGGGUGAUGGGAACCAAAUAGUGAACUGUAAAAGCUGGGCUUCGUGGAUAAAGGUGAGAUCUCAUCGGCUUCCCCGUCGCCCUGGUUUCGACAGUUGGAGUAUGGAUGCGAACACUGGGGGAAACAAUCCUGAAGGAAGCCGAGGGAUACCAAUGCAGCCUCUUAGAACUGCUGCGGAAUCCCAACGCCAGUUCCUAGUGUCUCCCAGAGUGCGAAUCCCGCCACGGCAAGAUUCCUUAGUAACACUCGUUACUGACGCCAAUUCCCAAACAUCUUUGCUCCACAAUAGCGCUUCGCCGAAUACAGGAGGAUCAGAACAAGGUAUUCACUCACGGCACUAUUGCGCCAACUGCUACGGAGCAUGCCCGGGGACGUCAUAUCCAUUCUGGUUUCAAGCCUUGAGAGAGGCUGCAGCUGAGUUGAGACUGUACCUGAAUUCUCUUUGUAUUCCGCCCCUUGCCCUCGUCUUGGUGGUGUGGUUGAAACUUGAAGAGAUCGCGGUGAUCAAGGCCGAAAGCCAUGUUGGUACAGGCCGUCUCAUCACCAGUAGUUUCCACGGGCCAUGGCCUUCAGCUUCUAGCCUUUGUCACUUCCAAGGUCCUUACUGUGGGAAGCCACAACAGGCCGGGCAAACAACGGUCUUUUUAUCAUCCUAUUUCCUACCGCACUCAUAUAAUAUACCGCCGUAUUUGUCUAUCUCUACUACAAGCCCCAUUCUAGCACACCUAUCUACCUAUUCUCUCCCUACCUGCAAUCCACCAGCCUCCGUCCAAAUCCUCAUCUAUCAUUUCGAACCAGGAAAAUUCGAAUACUUAAUGGAAGAGAGGGAGAAGGUUGUAGUGAGAGUACCUGCGGGGAGGUAUAGGGUAUUGGGGGAGUAUCGAGGGAGGGUGGAGGGAUGGGAUGCUGUGAGGGUUUGGGUGCACUUUUGGGGGAAGAAGGGAGGUAUAGGGGGCUGUGGAACUCCACAGCGUGAGAGGGGCCACGGACAGAAGGUAUGCGUGGCAUGCCUGAUAUGGGCUGGGAAAGGAGCAACCCCAAGAUCAAGGGAGUAUAAUGGGGCGAGCGCAAGGGAAGAGGUGGGUGGUAGAAGUAUCCAGGGAGAGAGGGGCCAUGGGCGGGAGGGCUGUAUGGUCUCGAUGCCACGAAUAGUGCCGGACAGAUGCAUCCAAAUAGUCCAUGCCCCUCCUCCUGUGACAAGUCUAGUACCUCAAAAUCGCAAGCCGCGAAAAGACAUGUCUGCGCCAGAAACGUUAGAUGAAGAGAGCAGCGGCUCAUCCCUGUAUCCUUCUCUAGAAGAGUCUGGUUCUCCAAGCCUCCCCGAAUGGGGACAGGGUUUCUGCAUCAACCCUUCUAGGUGGAUUAUGGUCGCCCAUUCGGGAGAUGCAGGUGAGGAGCUUGAGCUCUCCGGUUCCAUCGACAUCCUCAUGAUCCCAAUCCACCAUAUUGGGGGGCGAAUCCCCGUCUCCACGCGGCCGAAGCGGGCAACAAAUAACCACAGCACUUCACCCAAGCAGCCGAGGCAGAUGAAAGAGGUCCCUCAUUCACAAAUACGAUCUAGCGGAUCAGAUGGCGAUAGCGUAAUCUCAGUGCGCGAAACACGGCUUGGGAGGAGAAAGCGCUUACCACUAGUCAUAUCUCCUAUGGGCCAUAACACUCACUUCAACACAUUCGUAAACGACUCCAGCACGUCUUCAUCCCCACCUACACCUGAACGAAAUAGACAGGAGAAGAAAUAG
Molecule: messenger RNA, 4035 nt
Organism: Lindgomyces ingoldianus
Lineage: Eukaryota; Fungi; Ascomycota; Dothideomycetes; Pleosporales; Lindgomycetaceae
Exons: 19
Coding region: 1-4035 (1344 amino acids)
Source: RefSeq, a predicted model, not a curated record